AUGCAAACAUUUCAAAAGCCAGAAAAUGCUCUUAAGAGAGCAGAAGAAUUACAAUUUAUUGGGCAAAAUGAAGAUGCACUCCAAAUUCUUCAUAGUGCAAUUGGUCAUAGAACUUUUCGAUUACAAGGAUGGCAUAUAUUACAAGAACAAAUAAUGUUAAGAUAUAUUGAAUUUUGUUUAUAUUUGGAAAAGUUAAGUUUAGUUAAAGAUGGUCUGCAUCAAUAUAGAAUUAUAUGCCAACAUGGGAACAUAGCAUCUUUAGGUAAAGUUAUAACAGAUUUUAGAGAUAAAGCAGAGGAAAAAGUAAGAGUAGCAAAGGAAAAUGUUAUUUUAAAUAAAGAAAAAAUAGAACAAGAAGAAAGCAAUGUGGACAUAACAGAGAAGAUUUUAAUGUCUUCAUUAGAUAUAGAAAUAUCAGGGAAAUAUGAAAGAAAAUUACAAAAUGCGUAUAGAAUAUGUAUGGAAACAUACAAAAUGAUUUUAGAAAUAUUAAGAGCCACUCCAAAAUUAGAAAGAGCAUAUCAUGAAACUGCAAAAAAAGCAUUAAUUUUUUGUAAGGAAAAUAAAAGAUUAACAGAGUUUAAAAAAUUAAGUGAUUUAUUAAGAAAUCAUUACAAUUUAAUUUUAAGAGGAAAGCAUAAACCAGAAUACCAAUCGUUACUUAAGAUUGAAUAUCAUUUAGAAACGAAGAUAAUACAGUUGGAAACGGCAUGUGAAUUAAAUAUGUGGAAAGAGGCAUCAAAUAUUGCUGAAGAUAUUUAUAAUUUAAAUAUGCAUGAUUAUUUUUAUAAAUGUUUAAAAUCAAAUCAUAUUGAACCUGAGUUAGCUCCAGUUGUUGAAAAUAUACAGUCAAGUAAAAAUUUAACUUCAGAAGAAAAUAAGAAAGAAAAAGAGAAAGAGAAAGAGAAGGAGAAAGAGAAAGAGAAAGAAAGCCAAAAUAAAACAGAAAAUGAAAAAUUGCAAGAAGAUUUAACAAAAACAGAAAGAAAAAAGGAAAAUAAAACUGUUAAUGAACAAGUAAGUGUAGAAAUCAAUGAAAGCGGAAAUGUAAGUUAUGGAUUAUCAAAAUCAAAAGAAAAACUAAGAAAAUGGAUAGCCAUUUUUUAUGAGAAAAUGGCAGAUAUUUUAUUUGUCUAUGACAGUGAAUUGUUUCAUGGAUUGGCUUGGUUAAAAUAUUGUUUUCAUAUUUUAAAUUACAAAAAAAAUAUAUCAGAAAACGAAAAAUCCUUUAUUUGUACCAAAGCGGUUUUAGCUGUAUUGUCAAUACCUUUAAUUGGAAAUAAAAAAAAGAAUGAAGAUUAUGCAAAAGUAUUUGAAGCACAUAAAAAAAUGUCCCAAUUGUUAGGCCAUUCAAGUGUUCCUAUAAAAGAAUCUUUAAAAAACGGACUAAAAAUUAAAAAUAUUUUAAAUUAUGCAGAUGAAAAUGUACAAAAAUUAUAUGCUUUAAUUGAAAAUAAAUUUACUCCUCUAAGCUUAUGUUUAGAAUGUGAAAGUUUAUUAAAAGAGUUAGAGAAUACGGAAAACAAAGUUUAUAUUAAAAAAAUUAAAGAAGUUAUUUUUCAUAAAUUAAUUUUACAAUUGUCAAAAGUGUACAGCUAUAUAUCUAUUGACUAUUUCAUUGAAAAUAUUUGUCCAGAUCAUUUUAUCUCGUGGAAUGAAGCAGAAAAAAUUUUAGUUGAUUUAGUAUAUCAAAAAGAAUUAGAAAUGCGAAUAGAUUUAACUAUAAGGGCUAUUUAUUUUGGAGAUAAUGAAAAUAUAAACAGUAGCAAAUUGAUUAAAGAAUCACUUAUGAAUAUGUAUAAUGAUCUUCAAAAUGGAUUAAAAAUGAUUAAUGAAACCAUUGCUAUAGAAAACGAAGUGGAGAAUUUGAAUAUGACAACUUUAACAUAUGAAGAAGAAUUUGAUUUAUUAGAUAAGGGAAAUAAGGUUAUUAAUUAUAAUACUGCAAGUAUAGAAGAUAUUAUUGAAAAUGAAGUUUUUGAUGAAAAACCAAUUGAAGAUGAAAAAUUGCUAAAAAAAAUAUAUGAUAAAAUAGAUGAAGAGCAUCAAAAAAUACAAUUAUUAAAUGAAGAGAAUAAUAAAAAGAGAAGGGAGUUAUUAAAAAAGCAGAAAGAACAAGAACAAGCACAACUAAAAAUAAAAAUGGAAAAAAAAUUGUUAGAGGAAAAGUUAGAAAAAGAAAAAAAAGAAGAAUUGGCAAGAAAAGGAGAAAAAUUAAGAAUAAAAGAAGAAAAAACAAGGAAAAAAUAUGAAGCAGCAGAACAAAUGUUAAAAGAAAUUAAAAAAUUAUGUACUAACAAUUCAGCAAAAAUUUUAAUGAAAGGAAAAUAUUUAGAUGAAAUUACUAUUGACGAUAUAUUGAAUGGUUACGUGGAUUUUGAUGAUAUAGAAGAAGCACAAGAAAAAAUGCGCUUAAACGAAAGAAAUGAAAUUAUAAAAGUUAGGAAAAUAGAGGCAAAACAAGUGGACCAUUUUUUCAGGGCAUUAAGGCAAGUAGAGCUUAGCCAUAUGAAUAGAUGGAUAGCUCAAGUAUUUCAGGAAGAUACUGAAAUUUUAUUACAAGAACAGAAGGCAGCUGAAGAAGAACAAAAAGCUGAUUUUGAGGCAGCCCUUAAAGAAAAAGAAGAAUAUCUUAAAUUUUCUAAUGAUAUUGAAGAAUUUACUAAAAAUGAAAUGAAAUCAAGAAUCGUUGAAUUUGAAAAGAAUUUAAAAGCCCAGAAAGAACGUUUAAAUAAAUUGUUAAAAGAAGAAAAAAUUCAAAGAGCAAGAGAAAGAAGAGAUCAACAUAUAAGAAAAAUAAAAGCUGAAGAAGAAAGAAAAAGAAGAGAAGAGGAAGAAGAGAGAUUAUUAAAGGAAGAAAUGGAAAGAAAAAAAAGAGAAGAAGCCAAAAAAAAGAAGCUCGAUGAAGUAAGUAGAAUACAAAGAGAAAAAGAUCUAGAGAUAGAAAUGAGAUUAAGAAAAAAAAAAGAAGAAGAAUUAAGAAAUGGAGAAAAAGUACACAGAAAAUCAUCAAUUGAUGAUGUUUUGGCAUGGAGAAGAGAAAAAUCCAAUUUUCAUAAUGAAAUGGAAAAUCUUAAAAGAGAAGAUGAAAAUAUAGAUAGCUAUAAAUCCAAAGAUAAAAAUUUAGACAGCUUUUCCAGUAGAGACAGAUCAGAAAGAAGAGAGAAGAGAGACAGAGAACAUAAAAGAGACAGAGAAAAAGAUAGAGAUAGAGAACACAAAAGAGAUAGAGAAAAAGAUAGAGAUAGAGAACACAAAAGGGAUAGAGAAAAAGAUAGAGAUAGAGAACACAAAAGAGAUAGAGAAAAAGAUAGAGAUAGAGAACACAAAAGAGACAGAGAAAAAGAUAGAGAUAGAGAACACAAAAGAGAUAGAGAAAAAGAUAGAGAUAGAGAACACAAAAGAGAUAGAGAAAAAGAUAGAGAUAGAGAACACAAAAGAGAUAGAGAAAAAGAUAGAGAUAAGGAUGAAAGGAGAAGUAAAGAUGAUAAAAAAGAAAGAGAUUAUAAAAAAGAUCGAGAAGAUAAAAGAGAUAGAGACUCAAAAAGAAAUGAAAGAGAUGACAGAAGGGACAAUGAAAAAAGAAGAGAUAAAGAUCUAUUUAAAAGAAAUGAUAAUGAUGAAAAAAAUAAAAGUGUGUGGAACACAAGAGAAGAUACCGAUUUCAAAAGAAAAUAUGAUAUGAAUGAUGACGAUAGUAAAAAUUGGAGAGAUAAAAUAAAAUCAAAUGAAGUAGAAAAGCGUUCAGAAGAAAACCAUAACAGAAUAAAGGAAAAUAAAGAAAAAGAAUAUGCAAAUGAAGAAACACCAAAUGACCAAGAUAAGGAUGGAGUUUCAGAUGGAGGAGAUUUCACAGUUUUUAAAAAAAAGAAAAGAAAUUUUUUAAGGUCCUUUAUGAAAGCAUAA
Plasmodium relictum is the source of this 3906-nucleotide messenger RNA. Its product is annotated as eukaryotic translation initiation factor 3 subunit 10, putative. Gene Ontology annotation, molecular function: translation initiation factor activity; mRNA binding. Gene Ontology annotation, biological process: translation reinitiation; formation of cytoplasmic translation initiation complex. The record is from RefSeq and is a predicted model, not a curated record. The transcript has a single exon. Lineage: Eukaryota; Apicomplexa; Aconoidasida; Haemosporida; Plasmodiidae. The coding region runs from base 1 to 3906 and encodes 1301 amino acids. Gene Ontology annotation, cellular component: multi-eIF complex; eukaryotic translation initiation factor 3 complex, eIF3e; eukaryotic translation initiation factor 3 complex, eIF3m.